UUAUCGUAUAAAUGACAACACACUACAAGCUUAUACAGACAACAACUCCACGUACAAGAAUAAUGAAUAUGGCCUUCUUCAUGAAUAUGCCCGGAGUAGCUGUUCUUCUUCUACUUCUUAUUUUGCCACCACCAUUGUUCAUUGCAGCAGACAACAAAUUGAUUCAAACUUUGUGCCACAACUCUGAGACACCUGAAACUUGUAUGAGGUGUGUGCAAUCUUCUAAAAAGGCUGUGAAUGUUAAUAGUACUGUUGGAGUAGCCAUGAUCGUUAUCAAUUGCAUCAAGGACAAGGCAAAUGCCUUGGCACUCAACAUGACAAAGUUGGCUUCCACAUCAAAUGGACAUCUAAAGUCCAUUUGUAAAAAAUGUGCAAAAGACUAUGGCCACCACAUUGCCAAGAAAGAGUUUUUUUCCUCCAAGCAUGCCUUGCGGAAUCAUAGAUAUGACAAAGCUGAAUCUGCUGUGGCUAGAGCCCUAAGUAUUGAUCUUGCUUGCCACUCAAUUUUGACGAGUCUUCACCAUGAUGAAGUGCCAAGUCAUGUUUUUGAUGGUAUGAAGACAUACGAGGAGCUCUCUGAGGCUGCUUGUAGAAUAAUGGAAAAGAUUUAUGAAUAAGGGGUAAUGCCUAAACAAUAUUUCUUAAAGUUAUGUAUUGCUAGUUGCUCAAUAUCUAUAAUCAAUUAAAAUAAUUAGACGAUCUAUAUCACUUUAAAAAACAGAGGAAUAAGAGCAGAUUUAUUUGACCGCUAA
Molecule: messenger RNA, 752 nt
Organism: Glycine soja
Lineage: Eukaryota; Viridiplantae; Streptophyta; Magnoliopsida; Fabales; Fabaceae
Exons: 1
Coding region: 12-617 (201 amino acids)
Molecular function (GO): enzyme inhibitor activity
Source: RefSeq, a predicted model, not a curated record